UAUUCCUAAAAUUCUAACCCUUUAAAAUAAUUAUAUAAAUAUCUGAUUUUACCUUCUGCUAAAUUACACAUACACACUUCACGUAUAAACCCAUCUCAUCCAUUCAUAGUUCUUUCAUAAGAUUUUAAAAAUAAUUUUAAUUUCUAUUUAUGAUUAAAUACAACUUUAACUUACAACUCCAAAAAAAAUUAUAAUUUUCAUGGACGGUCAAAAUACAUAGAUGACAAAUUAGUAAAAGGUCAGAUAUAUGUCGGCCGAAUGCAACUAUGCGAGUGUGGAGGCAGAAAUAGUGAGCGGAAGAGGAAGAGAAAUAUGAUGAUGUUGUGCUUGGUUUUCCUUGUUAUCUUCAUAGCCUUCUUCAUCAAGUUCCUGACUGCUGACGGGGACUUCACAUUAUUGUCAAAAGGGAAAGUGAAACGCGAAGAAAUUGAAGAUAAGGUUGUUUGGGUUACCGGGGCUAGUCGUGGAAUAGGGGAAAUUCUUGCCAAACAACUUGCAAGUUUAGGGGCAAAGCUCAUUAUAUCUGCUCGAAAUGAAGCUGAGCUACAGCAUGUCAAGCAACAACUUACAGGAAAAUAUGCACCAAGAGAUGUAAUGGUUUUACCAUUGGACUUGACAUCCGGGGAGAAAAGUCUGAGAGUGGCUGUAGAGAAAGCUGAAUCAUUUUUUGGUGCAGCUGGAGUGGAUUAUAUGAUUCACAAUGCAGCCUAUGAACGUCCAAAAUCUACAGCGCUGGAUGUGACAGAAGAAACUCUCAAGGCAACAUUAAACGUGAAUGUUGUGGGCCCCAUAUCAGUGACGCGGAUGCUUGUGCCUUACAUGCUGAAGCGGGGAAGAGGACAUCUUGUUGUGAUGAGCAGUGCAGCUGGAAAAACUCCUGCACCAGGUCAGGCGGUAUACUCUGCUUCCAAAUUUGCAGUAAAUGGGUAUUUCCACACAUUGCGUUCUGAGCUUUGUCACAAAGGAAUCAAGGUCACUGUAGUUUGCCCAGGUCCUGUAGAAACUACCAAUACAAGAACUGGCUCAACCGAGCGGCGUGUAUCAUCAGAAAGGUGUGCGGAGCUGACCAUUGUUGCUGCCACCCACGGUAUCAAGGAAGCUUGGAUAUCUUAUCAGCCUGUACUUGCUGUCAUGUACUUGGUGCAGUAUAUGCCAUCGGUUGGCUAUUGGCUUAUGGAAAAGAUUGGUGGAAAACGAGUGGAAGCUGCUGCAGAGAAAGGCAACACAUACUCCGUCAACUUGCUCUUUGACAAGAAGGAAGGCUAAUAGUGAUGUUGGAGGUAGAAAACUCUGUUUUCAAGAAUUCAAGCUUUUCUUUUGAACAUACCGCAAACCGCGUAUGUUCCUAAUAAUGCACACCAUUCUACUUUUUGGUUAAAAAGUCCAACACCUUUGCUUCAUUACCCUCAAGAUAUGUUAAUGUGCUAACGAAUAGGAGUGUCUUAUGCUUAAUUUGCCGGACGACAUACUCGUCAAGUCCAAUGUCUGAUCAUUAUGAGAUGUAGCUCGUGUUUCACUUGAUCGUGCAUGGGAAUUAUAACAUUUGUGGCCUUGUCCUACCAUUUAGCUAAGCGAUUUGGUUA
Messenger RNA from Capsicum annuum, 1583 nucleotides. Its product is annotated as dehydrogenase/reductase SDR family member 7. Bases 259 to 1266 code for a protein of 335 amino acids. Lineage: Eukaryota; Viridiplantae; Streptophyta; Magnoliopsida; Solanales; Solanaceae. Gene Ontology annotation, molecular function: oxidoreductase activity. Gene Ontology annotation, cellular component: membrane. The record is from RefSeq and is a predicted model, not a curated record. The transcript has 12 exons.